AUAAUACAAAAAUAAUAUUUUUUACGUAAAAACUUUGAAAACGUUAUAUGCAUGAGUGUAUGUUGUACUUAGUGUCGAAUUAUUAAAUUUUGUAUACAUAAUUUCACUAAAAUGUCGCAUGGUAAUCCUAAGCGCAUUAAAAUAAUUGUAAUUGUACAUUUAUUGCUUAUUUGCUUCAUUGGUGAGCAACAAUUCGUCGAUGCGGCUGGCAAAAACUCGGCGCUGUCCGAAGCGAAGCUCAAGGAGAUCGCGAAAAUACGUGGUGAGCUCAAUGAAGCGCUGGAAAACGAGCAGCAAAAUACGCCGGCGAAGGGCGUAAUUGUGCAACCCACCUGGUUAGCGGAGAACGGUACAAAAACACCCAAUCUAACCAAGUUCAAAGUGGAGGUUACCCAGCAGCGUAUCGACGAAGUCCAAGCAAUACGUGAUGAGAUCAGCAAGAGCAAAGCACAUCCAACGGAGAAUGAUCAACAAGUCCAAGAACUCAUCAAAGAAUUCAAUACAAAAGGCGCUGGACGCAAGGUGCUUGAAAAAGUCGUGGGUGACGCGCAGGUCAAACCUAGUGAUGAAUUAGUAGGCGUCGCCGAGCCCAGCGAUGCAGCGGACUUGCCGAACGUGGUGGAGGCCAGCACACAGGAAGUAGAGGACUUCGAUAUGCGUAAGUUGCAGCGGUUGGAGGUUUCCAAGCGACGCGUGCGUGAAACUCUAAUACUCAAGUCCAUCGAAGAGGAUUUCAGCUUCGAUCUUGGCGACGAUGUGCAGCAGUGGGCGCAUAUAAUGCACGAUGGCGAUGAAUAUUUCAUCGGACGUCGUGAGCACAAUCUGUUGGUUGUGCAUAAGGAGCGUGCGGCAUAUCAGGCGGGUAGUGUGUUAGAAGUAGGCCAGCCGAUAACUUAUUUGCUCACCUAUUCUUUUUGGAAUGAUGCGCAAGGACAAACGGAGGGCGUAAUGCUGGUCGCGGCACAGGAUCGUGUGCUGUGGUAUCGUGUUAAUAACGCUACGCGUAAUAUUGAAUUGUAUUGGCAGUGGGUGGUGGGCAAUACCAUUACUGGACUCACCUACUUUACUGUCGAAAGCAAGGACUAUUUGAUUGUCUCUACAAAUCAGUCUUCACACACCGGCUUUUAUACGCUGAACAUCUAUCAGUUUCAGCUCAGUACGCGUGAGUUUUGGAUUGCGCAACGUAUGCAAUUGGAAUUUCCGUGCGCCGAAACCACUUUGCUCGAUACGGGACGUGAUCUAAUACUAGCCGUACCACAGAAUCACACAGCCGCCAUAUACACCUUCAAUCCGCGUGCAGAUAAUACUGAUUAUCUACGCUUCAUAUUCAAGCAGCAUAUCGCAUCCACAGGGAUUGAGUCGGUAGCUGGUUUUCGUAUGGGUGGACGUAGUUAUAUUGCUGUUGGUGGCCAGCAGCCGCAGAUCUUACUCUACCAGCAAGGUGAACUUGUGCCCAAGACAAUAUUGUCGCAAAAUUUUGGUGUCGUGCAGUUGUUCUUUCCCGUGCCGGUGCGUACGUAUCGCGACGAUCUCAUACUACUCGUGCAGCACUAUGUGGACUUCAGUACGCAUAGUCUUACCGUGCUGGAGACACUUAUUUGGGAUGGUGACGCAUUUACGCUUAGCAUACCGGUACCAUGUAAGUUGGGCGCGCACACAGUCUACGGCGCCAGUUGCAUGUUGGACAUACAACGCGACGGUGGGCUCAAGGGCGCCGCAUAUUUUAGACGCGGCGCUGAAGUGUCGUUAAUUGUGCCGCGUCACAAUGCGGAAUCGGGUCUAUUUCGUUUGCACACAGAGCUGUUGGCGAAAAAUUCGGAGUAUUUGGAUUUGCAGGAGAUCUACGCUUUCCUAAAGGAUUGGGUGCAGGAACAAGAUGAUUUGAUUGCACAAGCACAAGUUUUCCUGCAAACAACGGAGAAUGGCGUUCCGCAGUCACAGCCAGAUCUCUCUGCACUCGAGGAGCUACAAACACCGGAAUUCAGCAUAGACGCCGGCGAAGUUGGCGAAAUCUAUGUAAAUGAUUACCGCUGGACGGAUGAGGAUACACAAAUUGAUCUAGAUCUGGUGAUAACAGCCAUAGAGCAAUUGGAGGCGGAGAUAAAUAGUGGUCGUCACAGACGUGACGCGUUAACGGAAACGCUGAUCUUUCCACACCUGAAAUUCGAUAGUCUGGAAGUCGAUGAACUCUUUGUUGAGCAACAAAACGGUGAUAACUUCUAUGUACAAGAUGGUGUGCUGGAACUGGACGGUGUAUUGAAUGUGCAGAACUUGAGAGUUCUGGAACGUGUAAGUUUGGCCAAGGCACGUGCCGCUUUCGAGGAAGAUCUUGAGGACGAAGAUGAGGAUGAUGAUGGCAUAGAAAGUGAUAGUUUCGUCUUGGAUGGCGACAUUGAGUUCGAGUCGAUCAAUGGCAUGCCAUGGCGGGAUAUAAAAGAAAAUAUGGUGCUUAUAAACGAACCGGUUGAUUUGACCCAACUCGAAGUGGAUGGGGAAGUAAUACUAGCGGACAAAGUGUCUCUCACUACUCUAAACUCUUUGAGCUUCCCGGAAGACUUUCUUUGGUCCAAUGGCCCUACAGUUAGUGUUGUGCGAGCAGAGAAGACAUUCACAAGCACGCUCAGCACAAAUGCUAUGGACGUGGAGGGCUUACUAAAUGGUUUAAAUGCUUCCGAUGCCAUUACAUUACAUGGUGACCAAACAUGGCGCGGCUUACCAUCUUUUUCAGAACUCAAAGUUACCGAACUGUUUCAGCUCAAUGGCACCACGCGUGGACGUGAUAUUGGCAAAAUUCCACAUAAUCCCACGCUGCAGGACACCAAACAGGUGGAAGCAAUCUGCAGUUUCAGGGAGCUGCAAGUGCUCGGUAAGCUCGUACUUCAAGACAAGUACGACGGUCAACCCUUAGCGCCGCUACUGGCUGAUAUCGUGCAACGACCAGCUGAUCCUGCAACCGUUAUAAAUGUGAGUGCCAAAAAGCGUUUUACCGAGGUACAUAUGCCUAUAGACUUUAAAGUCUUGGAUGACAAAGUAAACGGCAUACCGUUGACGGAGUUCGUGCCGGCGCAUACGAAACAAGAUUUGUUUAUACACAAUUUACAAGCUUACUUGUAUUUCGCAAACCUUACACUUAGCGGUUACUACGAUGGUGUAGACAUUGCUGAGCUCACACAAAACGCGCUCAAGAUCGACGAGCCGGAGUCGGCUUUACACACCAAUUUGACGUUUGAAAAUGCGCUCCGAACAGAUACAGUGGAGGUCAUGAGCAGUUUGAAUGGACUGCCUAUCGUUGAGAACUACCAAACUAUAUUUGAGGAUAUGCAUUUACCCAAAGCGCACUUUGACCAACUAACUGUUAAGUUGGCUGAAAUAGAAGGCGAUAUAAAUGGUGACAGCAACGUGAUGUUGGAUGCCGUUCAAUUGACGUAUAGUCAAGCUGCUGAGGUGCCGCAAGUUGGAGACAUUUUUGUGGACGAGCUCAAGCUCGCACACGGUCUGGAGACGGAUGAGAUACAGGGCAUAAAUUCGUCUUUAAUAUGGAGCUUUAUUGAUGAUAUCGACGAGCUGCCGGAUAUGGUGUUGGACGGCAAGGUUUUGGUGGAUCAUGUCAUCGUCACAGGUGAUGUGCACGUGCAUAAAUUGAAUCAGCAACGCUUCGAUGAGGAUCUGCAAUUGACUAUUAUUUGGUUAAAUCGUCCCAACUAUCUCAGCAAUAGUCUGACAUUUGUUGCACCGCUCACCGUGCACGGUAACCUGCAAGUUGAAGGUACUUACAAUGGCGUUGAUCUACCCGACUUCAUCGAAGAUAUGGUAAUACGCACGCCCGCCAACGGUACAACGCAAAUUCUGGCGCCAAAAAGUUUUACACAAAACGUACAGGUCCAGGGUGACACUUAUGUGGACGCGCUGAAUGGCAUACAAUUCACCGAUAUUGCGACGAAGAAGACUAUUUGCAACUUUCGCGGCUCCGUACGCCUCCUGGGUAAUCUCUACGUCAACGAUCUGGAAAUUACGGGCGCCUUGAAUGCACAACCGAUGUCGGUGUUUAGCAGCGCGCUACGCUUUGAUCCCGCGGCGCAAGCUUUCAUCGUGCAGGGCGUCGUAAACUUCAAUACGCCACAAGUGCAACUACAAGACUUAACAGUGUUUGGCGCACUCAAUGAUAUGCCAGAUCUGGCGCAUUUCUUCGACGAAUUGGUGUACAAGGAUAAAGCUUGUAUCCUGAAGGGUCGAAAUACUUUCAGCGGACGUGUUGGCAUAGAUAAGGGCGCGUACAUACGCAACUUGAACGGUUACAACUUGCUGGCGCUCUUCGCCAAUAUCGUCUAUGUGAAUGAGCCGCAGCCGGUGUUGAUCAAGGCGCCGUUAACUUUCAAGGGACCGGUGCGUGCGCACACUUUGUUGGUGCGCGAGGAGCUGGUGGCCUCUAUUUUGAAUGGUCAUACGUUGCUUGAGUGGUUCACAGACACUUUGCGGCUCGAUCGUCCGCAGGAGAUAACUAAAUACCUCACAUUUGCACCAGGCAGCUUAAAUGGCAAUAGCUUCUAUGCCAGUUUUUUGAACGACAUUGAUCUGUCACAAAUCGUCACGCUUCAUACAGCUCAGAAUCUAACAGGAAACAUUACAUUUUCCGAACUCAACUUAAAUGGACAGAUACAUGUAAAAGGCGCGAUUAACGGCGUGGACUUACAGAAGGAAUACGAAAAUACUUUAAUGAAACAUGGCAACCAAAUAGUUAACACACCGCUCACACUUCAAUCGGCUUUGGUGCGAAAAACUCUCAAGACAAAUGCGCCGAUAAACAAUGAUAAGGACCUAAAACAGGUGGCAACACUUUAUGGUGAUCAGCACUUUGAAUCAACACUGUACUUUGAAAAUGUCGCAGCACAGGAAUUGAAAACGAAAUACCAUGUCUCUGGUAUAAAUAUGGAUGAAUGGUUUGAAAACGUGCUGCGUGUGCGCGACAAGCCGCAACAAUUCAUAACCGGCAACUGGAGUGCGCGCAUCUUGACUGUGAACUCGGGACCCACACUGCCUAGCUACAUGACUGCUGGACGGCGCAAGCCGCUUAACUUCGGCGCGCUACUACGCAAUGCGCGUGAAGACGCGGACUAUGUAGAUUUAUGUGAAAAGUUUAGAACUUUGGUGAAGAGCCAGCAGAAGCGCGGUUACCACUUGAAAUACUUGGAGCGCGCGUUCGAAUUAGACAUGCACGCAAUUAGUAAAGAGCAGAUGUCGGAAAACCUUACCAUAAAAGCAGCGUUUGUGCUAGAAAAAGCGAGCGAUAACUAUUUGCUCAUAAAUACAGGCGAGCGCACGCAUGUAAUGAAAUGGAAAGCGCAUACCUCAAAGUAUGAGAGUGUCGUCGACUUUGUCGCGGGACAGUUGGAUCAGGCGGUAACGGUUGACGAUACAACAACAAUAACAAACACCAUUGACUUUGUAACCAACAAAGCAGGCGCCGAGGGCACGCUCAAUUCCUGGCGCCUAACUGGUACACAGCUAACUUUGCUAAAGACUUUCGAAAAACCCGCAACAGAUUUGUGGCUUUCAGCGCAUGCACCACCAAAAUUGUAUGCCGUACACGAUGACACAGUGUAUGGUUAUAACUUAGUUGAACAGGCGCCCACCAGCACCUGGUUGCUGCCCAAUUGGUUGGGCAAUGCUAGCUACCGCUUUGUGCCGCACCACUCGCAGGCGCUCAUGCUUAGCAAUGGCGAAGUGAUAUUGCUCUACAAUGAUGACACUGAGGACGAUGAAGACGCGUUAAAUGCGCGCGGUAAGCGCACCACAUUGCCGCGUUACAGCCUGCCGCUCUACUACCAGCGCGUGCUCAGUCCGCAGGCUAACAAAUUAAGCGGAACAGUGCUCAAACCCAAUGCAACUGAGUCGCACAUUUACCACUUUGCUGAUUUCCGGAAUGUCAUCUUACAAGUGCUAGAUGAUCUGGAUUAUCGUUUGCGACUGGAGGUGAACAUCACACAGCUCAGCAUACCGGAGACGGAUUUGCACGACGAACACUUAGUGCCGGAUUUCAUUGCCAUUAUGGAAGCGUUGCGUGAACAGCAAAUCUAUCCGAAUGCGAGCUUUGAGCAACUCGAGUGGCAUGUGCACGAGUUGCCAGAAAAUCCUGCACAAAUUUUAGCCGCGCGCACAGUGCAAAUCUUAUGGCCGCACAUUGUGGAUAUGGCGGAAAUACAAGGCUACCUCGCGACAAAUGACGACGAAACGGAUAUGACGGUGGCGACGAUAGUCGACAAUUUAGGCACCACAGUACGCGAUGUGCUCAUAUUGGCUAAUAGUAAAGAGCAAGUUGAUGAGCUGAUCGACGAUAAUGCCAUGGCAACGCAUGCUUUGGAACUAAGUUUGGUUAUUGAGCGUGUGCGCGCGCUGCAGCGCUAUCUGAGAAAUACCGCGCGCACGCUUAGAAAACAGUUGUUGGAGGAGGCGACCGUAGUUACUACAACGGAAGCGCCAACCGAUGACGGAUUUGAAAUGUUUGCGAGCGCAACCAGCGACAACAACGAAUUAGUACAGCGCGCGAUUGUAAUGCCGCCCAAUUUCAGCGAGCUGCUCAUCGCUAAUGCUACUUGGUUGAAAUUCUACAGUAAAAAUUUACCAGCGCUUGGCAAAGGUGAAAUUUUACCCAUUACAGUGUUGACGCAACAAACGCCGUUGGAAUUACUCGCGGUUACUUUGCCGGCGCCGCAGCUUGUGGGCGCUCAUCAAGCGGAAAUAGUUUUAUAUUUGGACGUUUUGAGCGGCACGCGCUUUCAAACUAUAAGCGCACUUCAACCGCGCUCUCUCAUUACCAUGCAAAUAGUUAGCGAAACCUUGUUGGCCUACGUGGAGGACUGUUGUACAGUGCGCGUGUUAGCCUACCGCGGCGUAGAAGGCUUCGUAGAGUUUACGCGCUUUAAAAGCGCUGAACGCGUGUUGAAAGUAUUUUCGGUUAUGCUGCAGGGCAGCGAUAUUCUGGUCACGCAACCGCAUUUAGCCGUCGCGCUUGCCGAUCGUGUUGUAUUCUAUCGCUUUGUAGGCGCAGGCGCGUCCUUGCGCGUACCUACAAACUUCAUUUGCUCUUAAAAAAAUUGUGUAACUUUAAUGUUUCUGCUUAUUAUGCAAAUAAAGUUAGAAAUUAUAUUUUUUUUG
Messenger RNA from Bactrocera tryoni, 7152 nucleotides. RefSeq lists its product as uncharacterized. Bases 112 to 7086 code for a protein of 2324 amino acids. Lineage: Eukaryota; Metazoa; Arthropoda; Insecta; Diptera; Tephritidae. The transcript is spliced from 7 exons. Gene Ontology annotation, cellular component: cell surface. The record is from RefSeq and is a predicted model, not a curated record. Gene Ontology annotation, molecular function: heparin binding.